AUGGACGAAUCUGGCACAUGGCAGAGGGAAGCGGUCAGCGUGUUGUCCAGGGCGUAUGCCGUCGGCGGCAGCGGAAGAGCUGCGGGUCGUCGCCCGAACUGUGGAGACAAUGCCGACGCUGCGGCCGCCGUCUUGGACAGCCUGCCUGGCGGCGCAGGUCGUGCUGGGUACCCGGUGGUCGGACGCCUCUGGGGUGUGUUCUCGCAGAUGGGCCGGAGAUCACGACUGGAGGGUCUCAAGGACGCCAUCUCCCAGGAGCUAUUUCUCAUCACCGCCCGCGCUGUCGUGGGCUUGCCGAACGCGGAUGAAGUCGCUGACAAGGUUGCCGAGAAGGUUACUGAUAAGGUUGCUGACAAGGUCUUCAGCACGUUGUUCGCCGCGAUGGGGCACCGGAGGCAGGUCAUGCGUCAGGGAGGCCUAGAGAGCGGCGCUGCUGCAGGAUCCAGGGCCAUCGAGUACAGCCAUGUCAACGACCAAGGUGAUUGGAUUGGACGCAACGUUCUCGGGGAUGCCGAGAGGGCUACCGUGUUCGAGCUGUGA
Molecule: messenger RNA, 540 nt
Organism: Verticillium dahliae VdLs.17
Lineage: Eukaryota; Fungi; Ascomycota; Sordariomycetes; Glomerellales; Plectosphaerellaceae
Exons: 1
Coding region: 1-540 (179 amino acids)
Source: RefSeq, a predicted model, not a curated record